Messenger RNA from Drosophila busckii, 1756 nucleotides. Its product is annotated as SAM50-like protein CG7639. Gene Ontology annotation, biological process: protein insertion into mitochondrial outer membrane; mitochondrial respiratory chain complex assembly. Lineage: Eukaryota; Metazoa; Arthropoda; Insecta; Diptera; Drosophilidae. The transcript has 5 exons. Gene Ontology annotation, cellular component: outer membrane; SAM complex. The coding region runs from base 158 to 1492 and encodes 444 amino acids. The record is from RefSeq and is a predicted model, not a curated record.
UCGUAAGAAAUUUGCUAAAUAUUGGCUGAACGUAAUGCUUUUCGGAUUAUUUAUAUUUAAUAAAUAUUGUUAACAUAGGUUAGCAAUUAUAAGCAUCGCGUGUGACAAAUAAAGGCACAAAGGACACCUUAUAGACACCUAGGAACAACGAAUUAAAAUGGUAAAAGCAGCUCCUGGUGCUGCGGGCCCCAAGGAGGGAGGCAAAUAUGAUUUAACCAAAUUGUCGGCACGCGUGGAUCGUGUCAAUGUCAGUGGCCUGCUGCGCACCCACAACGACUAUGUGCAACGUGCCGCCGAUGGUCUGUUCAAGGCAAAUAACUUUCAGGAGCUAAUGCUGGAGGCCAUGGCAACCAGAUCGUAUCUGCACGAGCUGGGCAUCUUUAAGGAUGUGAGCGUGCACAUUGAUAUUAGUCGAGGAGCAGACGCCUCGCCACAGGGCUACGAGGUGACCUUCAAGGGCAACGAGUACUCACGCAUUAUGGGCACAGCGGGCACUGAGAUCGGACAGAACGAGGGCUCCCUGCGCACCGAGCUAACCAUACCCAAUGUACUGGGACGUGGCGAGAGCAUUUCACUGCAAGGCAGCUACACUAGCACCAGGGCACACGACUUGCAGCUCAAGUUCUGGAAGCCAUUCUUUCACACACGCUUUCGCGAAAAUCGACCAGAAAUGUCAUUUAGUCUGUUUCGGCAAACGGAUCGCUUUGACCUGAGCUCCUUUCAGACUACAAAUCUGGGCUAUUUAGUGGACUUUAGUGCACACACCAUGCUGGGCGUGGAUCUAACGCAUUCGCUGCAGUAUGAGAAUUCGAUUAGGGAAUUGGGCCUGCUUAACAAGUCGGUGCCAUUCGCCAUACGUAACCAUUGCGGACCCAAGUUGGCAUCGCUCUUGCGUUACUCGCUCAUCUUUGACAAUCGCGAUGCGAGUGUGUUUCCCACGCGCGGCAUGCUGCUCAAAUCGGUCAACGAGUAUUGCGGCCUAGGUGGCAACAUUGCCUACAAAAGCAGCACGGCGCAUGGCGAGGUGAACGUGCCGCUCUUUGCGGGCUUUGUGGCUCAGUUUUGUGCACGCGUCGGCAUCAUGGAGGAGACCAAAAAUACCACAAGGCUGCCCAUAAGCAAUCUGUUCUAUUGCGGCGGACCCUUGACGCUGCGUGGCUUCAAAUACGGCGGCGCAGGACCCGUUGAGGAGGGCACACCCAUUGGCGCGCAGACUUUCUGGUGCACGGGCGCACAUCUGUGGACUCCGCUGCCAUUCGCGGGCGUCUUCAAGGGGCUCGCCAGCAAUUUCCGCAUGCAUUUCUUCUACAACAUGGGCAAUUGCAAUAGCUUUUCAACGGAGAACAUGCGCAGCACUGUGGGCAUGGGACUUGCCGUCAAGCUGGCGGAGCGUGCACGCAUCGAGUUGAACUAUUGCAUACCACUGCGUAAACAGUACACAGACAAGGUCAUCAAUGGCUUUCAAUUUGGCAUUGGCUAUGAGUUCGUCUAAGCUGUAGCUACUACACGCGUGUACUUAGUCCUAGAUCCAAGCGAUUGAAAGAAAACCCCAGCGGUGUCCCAACACAAAUCGAAAGAAAGUUACAGUCACAGCCUAAUAUAUUUUUGAUCCUGCCACUGUUCACAUUUCUUUUGAAACUACGAGAAUCCUGUUGUAUUUUAAUUGUCAAUGCAUUUUAUUAACUAAAAUUUAUUUGUAAAAAGAGCACACUAACAAUUUACCUUAGUACUAGUCAUAAGGCGUGUAUAUAAACAA